GUGUCAUCGUUGCUCUAUGUCACACACCUUAGCCCACACCAGACCACUUCUCUCAUGACUGGAAAACUCUCCUACAACCUCAUCCACCACUGAGUGCAAACUAUACACUAAGGAUAAUGUUACGCUGUUCGAAGUUUGCAGUUGUCCUCUGUCUCCUGCAAGUCCUCUGCAUUACUGCCGACAUUGACAGUGGCUCCUUCCUGAUCUUCAACGAGAACCACAACAAGUGCAUAAAGGUGGAGAGUGCCACCUCAUUAACGGUGGCCCCCUGUAAUCCUCAUGCCAAAGAACAGCAGUUUCGUUGGGCCUCUGAAUCGCGCGUCCUCAGUCUGUCCCUCAAGCUCUGUCUGGGGGCCACAGAGAUUAAAGACUGGGUGAAGGUUGUCCUCUUUGAAUGUGAUGAGAAAAGUGACCUCCAACAUUGGCAGUGCAAGAAUGAGACUCUCUUUGGCCUAAAAGACCAGGACCUGCACUUAAACUGGGGCAACCGCAAUGAGAGGAGCAUAAUGAUCUACAAAGGCUCAGGGCUCUGGAGUCGCUGGAGGAUAUUUGGCACCCGGGGUGACCUUUGUUCGAAGGGGUAUCAAGAGAUUUUCACGAUAGGGGGCAAUGCCUUUGGAGAAGCUUGUCAGUUCCCAUUUAAGUUUAUGGAGAAGUGGUACGCUGAAUGCACAAAGGAUGGUCGCCCAGAUGGCCAGCUGUGGUGUGCAACAGAGAGAGAUUACGAUAAAGAGAGGAAGUGGGGCUUUUGUCCCAACAAAGCAUCCUCAGGUUGGGACACUGACCCGGUCACAGGGGUUCAGUAUCAGAGGAACGCACAGUCAGUGUUGACCUGGCAUCAGGCCAGGAAGAGCUGCCAGCAGCAGGGAGCCGACCUCCUCAGCAUUGUAGAGCUACAUGAACAGUCAUACAUUUCAGGGUUGACAAAUACUUUGGGAACAUCUCUGUGGAUUGGACUGAACAGCUUGGAUUUUGAGAGUGGAUGGCAGUGGAGCAACGGAAACCCAUUCAGAUAUUUAAACUGGGCCCCAGGUCACCCCUCAUCAGAGCCCGGGCUUACCUGUGCAACCCUAAAUGCUGGAAAAGCCUCAAAAUGGGAGAGCAGCGCCUGCACCAAGAAACUUGGUUACAUUUGUCGCAAAGGAAACUCUACCAGUCUGCCCCCACCACCAAACAAAGACCAGCCCAUCUUCUGCCCCAGUCACUGGGUUCCAUAUGCAGGUAACUGUUACUACCUGGAGAGGAGUAAAAAGAUGUGGAGAGACGCUUUGGCUGCAUGUCACAAAGAGGGAGGAGAUUUGGCCAGCAUACAUAAUAUAGAAGAGCAGAGCUUCAUAAUAUCUCAAUCUGGAUACUUGCCGACAGAUGUGCUCUGGAUUGGCUUGAAUGAUCACAGGAACCAGAUGCUGUUUGAAUGGUCUGAUCACUCCCACGUUACCUUCACCCAGUGGCAGACUGGUGAGCCAUCUCAUGCCACCAACCUCCAGGAAGACUGUGUCGUCAUCAGAGGAAAGGACGGGAGAUGGGCUGACCACAUGUGUGAGAAGACGUAUGGAUACAUAUGUAAGAAGAAGGCCUCGACUAAACCAGCUGACGGUGCCCAAGAGGAAGCCAACCCGGGAUGCAAGCUUGGCUCGAUCAGGUUUGGUUCUUAUUGUUACAACAUUGGAUCUGAGACAAAAACUUUUGAUGAGGCAAAGCGGGCAUGCUCAGAGGCUGGCGCUCACCUGGUGGAUGUGGCUGAUAGAUAUGAGAAUGCCCUCUUGGUCAGUUUGGUGGGUUUAAGACCAGAGAAGUAUUUCUGGACAGGUCUUUCCAACACAGAUGACAUAAACACUUUCAAGUGGACCACCAGAAGAAAAGUCACAUUCACUCAUUUCAAUGUGGGCAUGCCAGACAGAAAACAAGGAUGUGUUGCCAUGACAACUGGGGUUUUUGCUGGAUUAUGGGAUGUUGUCAGCUGUAGCAACAAAGAGAAGUAUAUCUGCAAGAAACCAGCAGAGGGUGUACAGGUGACAACCGUUCCACCCACCACCCCAGCCCUGAGCUGUGAGUCUGGUUGGACCCCUGCUGCCAAAAGGAACGUCUGCUUCAAAAUUUACAAAAAAGCAAAGGGCCAUAAGAAGACUUGGCAAGAAGCGCAGGACUUCUGCAAGGCCAUUGGUGGGGAUCUGAUGAGCAUACACAGUAUGCAGGACCUGGACAACACGCUGUUUCAUUCCUCUGACCCAGCCUGGAUUGGCUUCAGCCUGGGUACCAAUGAAGGUUUUGUCUGGAGUGAUGGGUCGGCUUCCGGCUUUGAGAACUGGGGCUAUGGUGAACCAAACAACCACAAUGACAACGAGCACUGUGCAGAAGUCCAGCUUUACUACGGACGGCACUGGAAUGAUCGGCACUGUGAGGCCUACAAUAACUGGAUCUGCCAGAUACGCAAAGGUGUGACUCCCAAACCUGAGCCUGCCAUAGUUGCAGAAGUAUACAACACCACAGAAGAUGGCUGGAUAAUAUACAAUGACACACAGUAUUUCAUCAACACUGACCACCUAGAUAUGGAAGCUGCUAGAGCUUUCUGCAAAAAGAGCUUUGGUGAACUUGUGGUCAUCACAGGGGAGAGUGAGAGGAAGUUCAUUUGGAAACAGAUAGCGAAAGGCACAGAAGGGCAGUACUACAUUGGCAUGACAGUGAAUUUGGAUAAAUCAUUUAGCUGGGUGGACGGCACCCCUGUAACAUACACUGCAUGGGAACAGAAUGAGCCCAACUUUGCUAAUAAUGAUGAAAACUGUGUGACUUUAUACAAGAAUAUGGGGUACUGGAAUGAUAUUAACUGUGGUAUAGAGCUACCUUCUAUUUGCAAAAGAAGCAGUAGUUUUAUCAAUACAACAAUGGCCCCAACUACGGUUCCUAAAGGAGGAUGUGCACCAGAGUGGCUACCUUUCCAAGGAAAGUGCUACAAAAUUGUUGUGGGGAAUGACAAUAAAAACUGGCAGGAGGCCAGGACGUACUGCAUAAAACAGGGAGGAAAUCUGGUUUCUAUCCUCAACGAGAGAGAGCAAGCAUUCCUAACAACACAGAUGCUGACAUACAAUGACGAUUUUUGGAUCGGCAUGAAUGAUGUCAACUGGGAGAUGCACUUUGUGUGGACGGACGGCAAAGGCAUUUCAUACACCAACUGGGCAAAGGGGCAUCCAACAACAGUGCCUGAUGGACGUUAUUCAUUUAUGGAUGAGACGUUUGACUGUGUGAUUAUGGUGGGCAGCACCUCCAAAUUAAAAGGAUUCUGGAAGGUGGACGACUGUAACUCAGAACAAGGCUUCAUCUGUAAAAGAAACAUUGAUUCUCAGAUUGUACUCCCACCCACAACUGUGUUACCAAAGGCUUUCUACAAACUUGGCAAUGACUCCUACAAACUGGUGGCCCAGAAGAUGCGAUGGGAUGAGGCGAGAAGGCAGUGCCAAGCAGACGAUGCAGAUCUGGCCAGUAUCCUGAACCCUGUAGCCCAGGCAUACAUCACCUUGCAGAUUUCCAAGUACAACGAGCCUGUGUGGAUCGGCCUCAACAACAAUGUGACUGGUGGGCGGUUCAAGUGGGUUGAUAAUUGGCUGCUGUCUUAUACUAGAUGGGGCACAGAUGAGCCUAAAAACAAUUAUGGCUGUGUGUAUAUGGAUGUGGACAAAAAAUGGAAGACUGCACUAUGUACUGAUACCUACUAUUCCCUUUGCAAGAGGUCACCAGACGUAGCUCCCACUGAGCCACCUCAACUCCCCGGCAACUGUCCAGAACCAAAGAAGCGAAAAACCUGGGUACCUUUCAGAGGCCAUUGCUAUACCUUCCUCAGCUCAUUGGUGGACAACUGGGCCCACGCCUCAGUUGAAUGUCUGAAAAUGGGUGCUUCUCUGGUGAGUAUCCAGGACCCUCAGGAGGGUCUGUUCAUACAACAGAACGUGGAGCUUCUACAGGACGGCGCCAAGUCCUUCUGGCUCGGCCUCUACAAGACUCAUGAAGGUGAGUGGAUGUGGAUUGAUAACAGUGUUGUGGACUACACCAACUGGAAAACAGGGAUGCCAAAGUCAGACUCAUGUGUGGACAUCAAUUCUGACAGUGGACAGUGGAGUACAACCAGCUGCAGCAGAUAUAGGUCUUACAUCUGCAAAACACCCAAAGUUAUUGCACCCACAGAAAAGCCACCAUCUGUUGCCCACGUCGUUAAAGAAGUUUCUCAUGGGUCUGCUGGCAUCACUGUGGCUGUAGUACUAGUUGCAAUCGCCAUAGCUGGACUUGGUGCCUUCCUCCUCUUCCGUAAACGGAUAACCACCCCUGUCUUGGGAGACAGCACCUUUGACAACAAGUUAUACUUCAACAAUCCAAUCCGAGCCGCUGUAGACACCAAGGGUCUGGUGGCCAACAUAGAGCAGAAUGAACAAGCAUAGAAAGACAUGAAAUCAGUGGUAAUCAGCACUAUGAAAAUUAUAUGAUCAGAGUUUUUGAUUUUGGUUUCAUACUUUAUUUCUAAAGUAUAUCACUUUAAUGGGAACUGAAUCUCAGCCAAACCCUGUAGUGUUUUUCCAUUUAAAGAGGACCGGAUCAAAGAUAAUGAUUCAUAAUUAUUAUAUAAUAAUUCAUACAAGCACUGGCACUGCACUAAGUGUAUUAGGGACAGGAUAAUAUAAGCAAACAAUCUAUAACAAAUUUAACAUGAUUAUGUGAUUUGUGAAAUGUGUACAGAUAAUUUUUUACUUUUACCAAUCAACAUAACGUUUGUAGACGAAACUCAACUAAAAAUCAAGAAGGGUGAAGAUCUUUUAUUCAUCCAAUUAUUCUGAUUUUUUAAAACUGGGUUGUUUGUUAUUAUUCUCCAUCAGCCUAUUCCUGGAUUGUGACAUUGUAAAUAGAUGCUCAAUAAAAGAAAUUAAAUGAACAAAACUGAA
Messenger RNA from Siniperca chuatsi (mandarin fish), 4925 nucleotides. It is a transcript of the gene mrc1a, whose product is annotated as mannose receptor, C type 1a. The record is from RefSeq and is a predicted model, not a curated record. Gene Ontology annotation, molecular function: signaling receptor activity. Lineage: Eukaryota; Metazoa; Chordata; Actinopteri; Centrarchiformes; Sinipercidae. The transcript is spliced from 30 exons. The coding region runs from base 117 to 4427 and encodes 1436 amino acids.